This is a messenger RNA of Beta vulgaris subsp. vulgaris (sugar beet), 2378 nucleotides long. Its product is annotated as probable amino-acid acetyltransferase NAGS2, chloroplastic. Lineage: Eukaryota; Viridiplantae; Streptophyta; Magnoliopsida; Caryophyllales; Amaranthaceae. Gene Ontology annotation, molecular function: L-glutamate N-acetyltransferase activity, acting on acetyl-CoA as donor. Gene Ontology annotation, biological process: L-arginine biosynthetic process. The transcript has 10 exons. The record is from RefSeq and is a predicted model, not a curated record. Gene Ontology annotation, cellular component: cytoplasm. Bases 146 to 1981 code for a protein of 611 amino acids.
GGUUGUUGGACUUGAACUAAAACUAAAAUAUGGAAUUACUAUAUCUCUGUCUUCUCUCUUCUACUUCUCUCUAAGCAAGUCUACAACUACAAGUGCAGCAAGCAAUUAUCUCAAACUUUUUGAUUCUCAAACUCCCUUUAAAACAAUGGCGAUUUCUAAUUAUACAAACCCCAAAAUAUUCCUCCAACAAAUUCCUCCAAAAAUAGCAUCUUUAUCAAAAAGUAAAUGUUGGAGCUUAAACUUUUCUGAAAAUGGGUCACUAUUUAAAGCAAUCAAACCUUUAACUGCAGUAUCCAUAAAUGGCGGCGGAGAGCAGGAGAAAUCAGUGAAAUGUCAAGUGUCGAAUGACACAGAGUGGGGAGAAGAGGGGGAGGAGAGAGAAAGAAGUGGGUAUUUGUCAUCUUCAUUAGAGAAGGAAGAGCAAUUUGUAAGAUGGUUUAGAGAAGCUUGGCCUUAUUUUAGGGCUCAUAGAAAUGUCACUUUUGUCAUUAUCAUUUCUGGUGAAAUGGUUGCUAGUCAUUUCUUAGACCCUUUAUUAAAGGACAUAUCUCUACUGCAUGGAUUAGGGAUCAGAUUUGUGAUUGUUCCUGGUACUCAUGUGCACAUUGACAAGCUUUUGGCUGAGAGAGGAAGCGAGGCUCGGUAUGUUGGGCCAUACAGGAUUACCGACUCUGAUUCCCUUGAGGCAGCUAUGGAAGCAGCUGGAAGAAUACGUAUAGUGAUAGAAUCAAAACUUGCUGCUGGACCUUCGCUUUGUAACAUUCGUAGACACGGCGAAAAUAGUCGAUGGCAUGAUGUUGGUGUAAGCGUUGCAAGUGGAAACUUUCUGGCAGCUAAGAGAAGAGGAGUUGUGAAGGGUAUUGAUUAUGGGGCAACUGGAGAAGUCAAGAAAGUAGAUGUUGCUCGCAUAUGUGAGAGGCUUGAUGCGGGGUGCAUAGUGCUUCUAAGUAAUCUGGGUUAUUCCAGCUCUGGAGAAGUACUAAAUUGCAAUACGUAUGAGGUUGCUACUGCUUGUGCCCUUGCUCUUGGUGCUGAGAAGCUAAUUUGCAUAAUUGAUGGGCCUAUAUUGGAUGACUCUGGACAUCUUAUCCGGUACCUCAGCCUUCAUGAUGCGGACAAGCUUAUUCGUCAACGAGCUAAGCAAAGCGAGGUUGCUGCUAACUAUGUCGAGGCUGUUAGUCAGGAAGAUUUCAAAAAUCAGGAGCAGUAUCAGUUCACUGAUACGGUCCCAUCAUUGUUAAAUGGGAAAAGCAAUGCAAUAUUUCAGAAUGGUCUUGGUUUUGACAAUGGAAAUGGACUAUGGUAUGGCGAGCAAGGUUUUGCUAUAGGUGGUCAAGAGAGGCUUAGCAGGCUAAAUGGCUACCUUUCAGAACUGGCAGCUGCAGCUUUUGUAUGCAAAGGUGGUGUGCAAAGAGUACAUCUAUUAGAUGGAACAAUUGGUGGAGUUCUUUUAUUAGAACUUUUCCAGAGAGAUGGAGUGGGGACAAUGGUAGCAAGCGAUGUUUAUGAGGGAACACGAAUGGCUAGGGAGGCUGACUUUGCUGGAAUAAGACAGAUACUCCAACCUUUAGAAGAUUCUGGCACAUUGAUUCGGCGGACUGAUGAAGAUUUACUUGCAACGAUCGGUUCUUUCAUCGUUGUGGAAAGAGAAGGUCAGAUCAUUGCUUGUUCUGCCCUUUUCCCAUUUUUUGAGGAGAGAUGUGGGGAAGUUGCUGCCAUUGCUGUUUCUCCUGAAUGCCGUGGACAAGGACAGGGUGACAAGUUACUAGAUUAUAUUGAGAAGAAGGCAUCAUCCCUUGGAUUAGAAAUGCUUUUUCUGCUUACAACACGCACUGCAGACUGGUUCGUAAGGCGUGGAUUUUCAGAGUGCACCAUCGAUUGCUUACCGGAAGAAAGAAGGAAAAGGAUUAAUUUGUCACGCAACUCUAAAUAUUAUAUGAAAAAGCUGGUGCCAGACAGGAGCGGGAUAGCUGUUAGAUGAUCAGCCUUGUAGAUUUUGAAAAGAAAGAAGAUGUAUGCUUAACGACUAGGUUCCUUUGAGACAAUUCCAAAUGCAAUUUUGUAGAAAUAGCUCAUGUUAGCGUACAUAGUCGAUCACCAGAUGCAGGCUGUUUGUAUUGGCUGGUGCUGCUGCUGCUGCUGCUGAUGAUGAUGAUGAUGAUUUGAAUAAGAAAUAAGUAUUUGUAUGUAUGAAUAUGCCAUGUAGUUACAAUUGUGCAUACAAGUUUUUAUCGUUAAUUGUUAAAUUUAAACUCUAAUGUUUUUGGGCAAAGCUAUAGUGACUCUGAUUAGUCACAGACUCCCAGGUCAUUGUACCCUGGUGUCUGGACCCAUCGUAUUAUAAGAAAGUGGAAAUAUCUAUAUCUGGAUCAUGCAAA